UACUUUAAACGGAUACAUACAGGAUAUUAUGGUUGCGAUAAAUGUGAAGAAGAAGGUGAAUGGAGAGAUAAUCGAAUGUUAUUUCUUAAUGAAAGUGCUCCAUUACGCACGGAUGAAAAGUUUUUACUACGACAUAAUGAAGAUCAUCAUUUGAAUAAUUCACCUUUCGAAAGUAUAGGAUUGAAAAUGAUUACUCAAUUUCCCUUGGAUUAUAUGCACCUUGUUUGUCUCGGUGUCAUGAAAAAACUUUUGAAUUUAUGGAUCCGAGGAGUAAAAAACAUUAAAUUGCGUGCAUCUGAAAUAGAUCAAUUAUCUGCAGACUUGAAAACGUUAGUAUCACACAUACCCAUUGAAUUUUUUAGAAAACCGAGAGGUUUAGAUGAAUUAGAUCGCUGGAAAGCGACGGAAUUUAGAUUGAAUUUAGAUCUCUUAUAUACAGGUUUAAUAACUAUGUGGUCAUAUUUACCAAUUAAUUACUUGAGAAAUUUUUAUGCUCUACACUGUGCAAUUUCUAUUCUUUGCAAUCCUAUCGAUUAUAAGAACAAUAAUGCAUAUGCGCAUGAAUUAUUAGUAUAUUUUGUACAAACAUUUAAAAUUUUAUAUUCUGAAAAGUACGUAACGUACAAUGUACAUAACUUGAUUCAUUUGCACGAAGAUGUUAAGAAUUAUGAAUGUCUGGAUAUGUUCAGCGCCUUUCCAUUUGAAAAUUAUUUUCAAGAAAUGAAAAAAAUGCUCAGAAAAAGUGCACAACCAUUGCAGCAAUUGCACAGACGAUUGACUGAAAAAUCAAAAAGUAAAAUAAAUAUGAGGUAUGAACUUGAAGAAUAUCCCAUUCUUAAAAAACCCAAAAACGAAGAAUUACAGUUUGGAUGUGAACAGUCUCAUCGAGAAGCAACGUUUAAAAACUUUACACUGUCUUCCGAAAAAGAAGCGGAUUCUUAUUGUUAUAUAAAUAAAAAUGUUCUUAAGAUUAAAUAUAUUGGCAAAAAGAAUGGAGAAACAGUUAUACUGGGAAAAAUAUUUAAAAAUUCAAGCAAUAUUUCUUCAUAUCCAUGUGAUUCACGACAUUUAGGAAUCCAUGUCGGAGAUGAAUGGUCUGAUGUAGGAAUAUAUCCAGUCAGCCAAAUAAGUGCCAAAGCAAUACGUUUACCUUACAAACAAAUAUAUUGUAUGAUACCAAUUUUACACACUACUGACUAAAAUGUAUUACGUUAUAUUUUGGGACAAAUACUGUCAAAUUGUUCCUCAUUGUUGGUUGAACAUUUCUGACAAUACAUUCAAACAUCCACCAUCUACAUGUAAUAUGACAAAAGCAAUAAAGAAAAAAAUUAAUCCUGGUAGUGAUUGGAAAACGUCAAGUUACCGUACACUUUUGGGACCUUAUGAUACAUAUGAUAAAGCUCGAGAAGUAGAAAAGUCUUGCACUAAUAUAUCAUCUUCGGAUGAUGUUCAAUUAGCUGCUUUGAAUAAUUUGGAGCAAAUAUUGCCUUUAAAACGGCAAAUAAUUAAGAAGAAAUUUUAUGACGAUACAGAUGAUAAUAAGAUUAAACACCCGAGCAAGAAAUAUAAAAGAAUUCCUACUCCUCCACAUAAUUACAAAGAACAAAACGAAAGUGACAUGUCUAAUAAAAACGGAUCACCCAUAAUAAAUUUAGAAACUAAAACGAAAAACCUGAAAAGGAAUGAAUCCUAUAUAACUAGAAAUGUGCCAUCUACUUCCAAAAUUCCACCAGUUUUAAAGGAGCAUCCAUUUUCUAUUCAAGUUUAUCACAGUAAAAGUGAAGGAGAAGGAGAAGAAGAAGAAGGAGAAGGAGAAGAAGUGGACGUAAUUUAUUCUUCUGUGCCUGAAAAUUCAAACAAUGAUAAAGGUUAUGUUAUUAGUACGGACGAUGACAUAAAUAAUGCAACUAUUUUUGCAACUUUAAGUAAGUAAAAUUUUCGUUUGAAGUAUGUUAUUAGAGAAUAUAUCAAAAUAUAAUUUUUUUAGUUGUAUAUAUUAGUAUUAUAGUUUUAUAAUAUGUAAUGUAUAAUAUAUUAAUUUAUCACUUAUAGAGAAUUAUUUUAUUGUAAACUUUAACUUUGUAUUUACUACUUGAAUGUUUGUCUUUGUUUUAGUUUUUUUACAGAAGAAAAUUGAUUCUCUUUCCGAAGAUUUUAAACGCGAAACUGCAAAGAACAGAGCAAAAGUCCAAGAAAUACUUGCAAUUUUAAGAGAUAAAUUCCCGAAUGGUGGAAAUGAAGAAAUUUCUUAUGGUUUAAUGCCUGAAUUUCCCUUGGUAACCAUAGAAGAAUACGUCCAAUUUAAUGAUAUGUU
This is a messenger RNA of Monomorium pharaonis (pharaoh ant), 2314 nucleotides long. RefSeq lists its product as uncharacterized. The transcript has 5 exons. The record is from RefSeq and is a predicted model, not a curated record. Lineage: Eukaryota; Metazoa; Arthropoda; Insecta; Hymenoptera; Formicidae. The coding region runs from base 1202 to 1933 and encodes 243 amino acids.